Molecule: messenger RNA, 1720 nt
Organism: Oryzias latipes (Japanese medaka)
Lineage: Eukaryota; Metazoa; Chordata; Actinopteri; Beloniformes; Adrianichthyidae
Gene: tymp
Product: thymidine phosphorylase
Biological process (GO): pyrimidine nucleobase metabolic process; pyrimidine nucleoside metabolic process
Cellular component (GO): cytosol
Molecular function (GO): 1,4-alpha-oligoglucan phosphorylase activity; pyrimidine-nucleoside phosphorylase activity
Source: RefSeq, a predicted model, not a curated record
GAACCAGAGCUGCAUUCUGAUUGGCUCCUUGCUGCUCUCUGAUUGGUCGGCUGCCAGCUUUAUAAUAAACCUGCAGCUCAGCGCCGUCACUCAAACUCACCAGGAGGGACGUCGCUCAGGCCCGGGCCUCCAUCUGAACGGGGUGUUAUCACUUCCUGUCAGGAUGACCUCCAUCCCCGACCUGAUCCGGAAGAAGAGAGACGGAGGUCAGCUGACCGAUGAAGACAUCAGAGUCUUCAUCGGGGCUGUCACAGGGAAGACCAUUCAGGACUGUCAGACAGGAGCCAUGCUGAUGGCCAUCUGGCAGCGGGGGAUGGUCACCGCCGAGACCACCACCUUCACAAGAGAGAUGAUGUCAUCAGGGGAAGUGAUGUCGUGGCCAGACGAGUGGAGGGGGUUGAUGGUGGACAAACACUCUACAGGGGGGGUGGGGGACAAAGUCAGCCUGGUUCUGGCGCCAGCACUCGCCGCCUGCGGCUGCAAGGUGCCGAUGAUCAGUGGGCGGGGCCUAGCCCACACAGGAGGAACUUUGGACAAGCUGGAAUCGAUUCCAGGGUUCCAGAUCCAGCAGUCGUCCGAACAGAUCAGGAACAUCCUGGGCUCGGUGGGCUGCUGCAUUGUGGGUCAGACAGAAAGGCUGGUUCCAGCAGAUCGGGUCCUGUAUGCUCUGCGGGACGCCACAAGCACUGUGGACAGCCUGCCUCUAAUUACUGGAUCCAUCAUCUCAAAGAAAGGGGCGGAGUCUCUGUCCGCUCUGGUUCUGGAUGUGAAGUUUGGACGGGCCGCUCUCUACAAAGACCAGCAGGGAGCUCGGGAACUUGCUGACAUGCUGAUGAGUGCGGGGAACGGGUUGGGCAUCCGGACGGGGGCCGUCCUCAGCCGUAUGGACGGCGUGAUCGGCCGGCGUGUGGGAAACAGUCUUGAAGUGAUGGAAUGUCUGGAGACGCUGAAGGGGAACGGACCCGACGACCUGAUGGAGCUGACCACCACGCUAGGCGGCCUGCUGCUGACCAUGACGGGCGCAGCGUCCGACCUAUCAGAGGGCAGAAGAAGACUCUCUGACGCGGUGAUUGGUGGAGCAGCUCUCUCCAAGUUCCAGGCCAUGAUGGAGGCUCAGGGCGUGGCCAAAGAGACAGCUGAGGAGCUUUGCUCCGCCCACACUGAUUACUUCAAAGUCUUCAGGAAAUCGGAGCAUCAGAUGGAGCUGACGGCUGCAGCAGAUGGCAUCGUCUGCGACAUCGACGGGAUGGUCGUAGCUCAGGUUCUCCAUAAAUUAGGCGCAGGACGAUCCAUGGCUGGGGAUCCUGUCAAUCACAGCGUGGGGGCGGAGCUGCUGGUGUCACUGGAUCAGAGAGUCCGGACAGGCAGUCCCUGGCUUCGGCUCCACUACGAGGAUCCGGCUCCGAGUCCGGAUCAGAUCCAGCAGCUGCAGAAAGCUUUGACUGUGGGAACCCGAACCCAGCAGAACCGCCCGUUGGUGGAGGAAGUCCUGUUGUCCUGACGACGCACGAGCAGAACCUCCCACUGGUUCCAGAAAACAAGUCCUUCAACAGAACAGGGCUGUCCAACCGGGUCGCUCAGGGGCCAAAAUCCCAAACGAGAACGCGGGCCGAAGGAUCAACCUUUGUUACACAAACUACAGCUAAGCGUUAAAAGCUUCACCUCAUUGAAAACGUAAAUAUGAAUAAAUAUUUAAAUAAAUACAUAUGGGAUAAAUGCA